Molecule: messenger RNA, 3228 nt
Organism: Pleurotus ostreatus (oyster mushroom)
Lineage: Eukaryota; Fungi; Basidiomycota; Agaricomycetes; Agaricales; Pleurotaceae
Gene: REV1
Product: deoxycytidyl transferase
Exons: 8
Coding region: 1-3228 (1075 amino acids)
Biological process (GO): error-prone translesion synthesis; error-free translesion synthesis
Cellular component (GO): nucleus
Molecular function (GO): deoxycytidyl transferase activity; damaged DNA binding; DNA-directed DNA polymerase activity
Source: RefSeq, a predicted model, not a curated record
AUGCCCUCAGCGAGCAACUCAUCAGCUUAUUAUGAAUCAGACGACUCGGAGUUUCUUGCUGCAUUGCAAACCGCAGUUUUGCCGGGCGAUGUACCGGGUGACAUCGAGGUCAAGGACGUUGUCAUUGACGAACGGCCGCCACCCUGCUCACAACCUUCUUUGAAACGGCGUCUUGACUCCGACGUAGACGAUGAUACCUACGGCCCCUCAAAGUUUGGAGGGUUUAGCGAGUACAUGAGACGUAAGCGAGCUAAGCUUCAAGUUCAGAAUACCGCAAUUGGGAGUGCGUCGGAUCAAAGGAUCUUUGAUGGGUUGGCAAUCUACAUCAAUGGUUAUACAGACCCUUCGGUGCAGGUGCUGCGUGAAUUAAUUGUACACCAUGGUGGUAUAUAUCAUCCGUAUUUGGACAAGAAAGCUUUAGUGACACACAUAAUAACAUGCUCCCUCACGCCUGCCAAAAUUCGUGAGUUCCAGAAUAUGAAAGUUGUCAGGCCAGAGUGGUUGGUGCAGAGCGCAGAGCAAGGAACAUUAUUGCCAUGGCGUGAUUUCAUCUUCAAGCCCACUCAGCGUGCGGAACCCAUGCAAGGUGCCUCGUCAACGCAGUCUUCACUCCCCAUGGCUCCGGCACCCUCUGAACAUGUUACUCAAGCACAAGAGCAUAGGGAAGCGCGUGCCCCACAGUAUGCAGCACACAAAUCGAACCCAAACGCAUCCCGCCUGAUGUCAGAUCCCAAUUGGCGUGCGGCCCAUACCUCCGCGGCCCCCAGUUUCAUCGAGGGGUACUACAAGAACUCACGGUUGCAUCACCUUUCGACAUGGAAAGCAGAACUGAGAAAGCUCAUUUCCGAAGCGCAGGAACGCGCCCAAGUCGCGCGCGAUAAUUCUAGCCACAGUGCACGUUUACUUCAUGCUGGGACCGGUACUAGUAUGAAGAACGCUGAAUGGGCAUUGAAGUCACCGUCGAAGAGUAAGGGGAAAGGCAAGGCGAAGGCUACUGUCGAUGAUGAGAAGGUUAUCAUGCAUUGUGAUUUCGACUGCUUUUUCGUAGCAGCUAGUCUGCUGGGACGCCCGCAAUUCAAGGGGCAGCCAUCGGUUGUUUGUCACUCUCAAGGUGGACAAGGCGGAAUGAGUAGCACGAGCGAAAUUGCAUGCGCGAGUUAUGAAGCCAGGGCGAAAGGAGUAAGAAAUGGCAUGAGCCUACAACAGGCGAGGCAACUAUGUCCGGGGAUUGUCACACUGCCAUAUGAGUUUGAAAAGUACAAAGAAAUCUCAUUGAAGUUCUACACUACCCUCCUAACGUAUGCCGACGAAGUGGAGGCCGUCUCUGUUGACGAAGCCAUGAUCGAUGUCACAACGACAAUACGGGAUAAGAUGAAGAAUUCCGCGGGUGUUAAAGACGAAGCAAUGGAGUUCGCCGAAAAACUGAGGAAGGAGGUCCAAGCAGCGACCGGCUGCGAGAUCAGUAUAGGCAUAUCCGAGAACAUGCUGUUGGCGCGGUUGGCUACUCGACGCGCUAAACCCGCCGGGGCGUACCAUCUCAUAUCAGCGGAUGCUCCAACGUUUCUUGCUCCAUUAUCUAUAUCCGACCUUCCAGGCUUUGGGCAUGCUGCAAAGCAAAAAAUAGAAGAAAAGUUCCGGACCGCAAUCUUAGGUGACCUUCUCGCACGGAGUAAAGGCGAACUAUCGGAGGUGUUGGGACCAAAAACUGGGGAAACACUGUGGAAAGCCAUCCGGGGAGUGGACGAACGAGUGCUUACGAGUGAAAAGAAGAGGUCUUCCGUCUCUUCAGAGAUAAAUUACGGGAUCCGCUUCGAGGAUAACACACAAGCGCGGGCGUUUGUAUUCCAAAUGGCCGAGGAAGUUAGCCGGCGAAUGAAGGACAUUUCGGUUGUAGGGCGAUCCUUAUCGCUAAAGAUCAUGAAACGAGAUCCAAAGGCGCCUGUUGAGGCUCCGAAGUUCCUUGGACACGGCGCAUGCGACGUGUUCAAUAAGCAAUCGCCCCUUUCUGGCAUAGGUGGAGGGGCGACUGACGACCACCUCAUCAUCGGUGACCAUGCCUGGCGCAUCCUGAAAUCCUUCAAUUUUGAUCCCAGAGAAUUACGGGGCAUUGGCAUUCAUAUUGGUAAACUGGAGCCUACAAGGAUGGCCAUUGCUGCUGCUGGCCCGCAAGGCAAACUUCCCUUCCGGUUUGCACAAUCGCCCACCAAGAAGGUAACGCGGUUCGCAGAGACCGCGCCGACCAAACCCCUCGUCGAUCUCCAGCCCCCGGAAAGCAAGAACGAGUUUGAUCUGCCGUCGUUCUCCCAAGUUGAUCAGGAUGUCUACCACGCGCUUCCAACCCAGAUUCGUAAUGAAGUGGAUGAAGAAUACAAACGUCGUUCCGUAACGCCAGUUCCUCCGAUCACGGCUGGGCCGUCAAUAUCCUCGUACCAAAGCAAAGGACCUGUGGGAACCAAGGCCCAGAAUCUUCGGCGUAUCGCUCAAGGGCUUGCACCUAGGAGCCGUUCUUCCUUGUCGCCCCAACUCCAUCGCCUCCUAGCCGCUAAACCAAAAGGUCUCUCCAGAUCUUUGCGUGUGCCCCAAGAAGAAUUACAGCAGUUGGAUAUAGACCCAGUUGUUUUCGGAGUCCUGCCCCCUGAGAUACAACGCGAACAAUUGAUUAUGGCACGGCACCUGAAGGCUACAGGGAAACUGCCCGCUCCUCCGAAGAAGCGGAAGGUCUUGAAGCCAAUAUUCCGGUCGUCUCUUACGCCGUCAAAAAUUCACCGACGACCAUUUCCGAAGGCAAACUUCAUUCAACCAGCGUUUCUCAAACAAAGGGGGCCAAAGAAAGGAGAGAAGCUUUAUUUCAGCGAGACGGACGAUGUACAAAAACUCGUUGAGAAAUGGGUGAACGGCUUCCGCGAGAUACCUCCAAAGGAUAAGGACGUAGAAUUCUUCUCCAAAUACCUGCUGCAAAGUGUUGACGGACGCCAGGCGACGGAUCAAGGGAUGGAAAAGGCGAUCGCUGUGCUCAAGUGGUGGAUGGUCCUAUUGCGACGUUCGUGGAGUGAGUGGGAGAAGCCCGCAUCAGAUGGUGCGCAGACACAAGUAGAGGUGGGCAGUGGACCCAGGCGUGUCACUUCGGAGAUGGUGGGAAGAGCAUGGUGGCGUGCUUUCUGGAAGGUGAAAGGCGCCAUGGACGACAUUGCGCGGAUACGCUUCGGUGGGAAAUUGUCGUUGAGAUGA